This is a messenger RNA of Oryza sativa Japonica Group (Japanese rice), 1542 nucleotides long. Lineage: Eukaryota; Viridiplantae; Streptophyta; Magnoliopsida; Poales; Poaceae. The record is from RefSeq and is a predicted model, not a curated record.
CGUUUACGCGUGUGUUGUGUGCGCCAGUGAGGACGGCCACGCACGACGCCUCUUCUCCUCUCGCCGUCUCGCGCAAUCGCGCGGCCACAAAUAACGCCGCUCCACCUUUUCGCUCCCGGCUCCUCCUCCUCCUCUCAUCCUCUCCUCUCCCACUCCACACCCAGGCACCCAGCUCGAGCGCGACUCGGCAAAUCCAUGGCUCCCACGGCGGCGUCGGCGGCGGCGGGGGAGGAGCAGCAGGCGGUGGGGCUGGCGGCGCGCGACUCCUCCGGCCACCUCUCCCCUUUCGCCAUCUCCCGGAGGAGCACUGGAGAUGACGAUGUGGCGAUAAAGAUUCUGUUCUGUGGAAUCUGCCACUCUGACCUGCACUGCAUCAAGAAUGAGUGGAAGCACUCCAUCUACCCACUUGUUCCUGGGCACGAGAUCGCCGGUGUGGUGACGGAGGUGGGGAAGAACGUCACCAGGUUCAAGGCCGGCGACAGGGUCGGCGUGGGGUGCAUGGUGAACUCGUGCCGGUCAUGCGAGAGCUGUAACAAUGGCUUCGAGAACCACUGCCCGGAGGGCGUCUUCACCUACAACUCCGUCGACAAGGACGGCACCGUCACCUACGGCGGUUACUCGAGCAUGGUGGUGGUGCACGAGCGCUUCGUGGUCAUGUUCCCGGAGGCGAUGCCGCUCGACGUCGGCGCCCCGCUGCUGUGCGCCGGCAUCACCGUGUACACCCCCAUGAAGUACCACGGCCUGAACGCGCCGGGGAAGCACGUCGGCGUGCUCGGCCUGGGCGGGCUCGGCCACGUCGCGGUGAAGUUCGCCAGGGCGUUCGGGUUGAAGGUGACGGUGAUCAGCUCGUCGCCGGGGAAGAAGCGGGAGGCGCUGGAGCGGCUCGGCGCCGACGCGUUCGUCGUGAGCAGCAGCGCCGAGGAGAUGGAGGCCGCGAGGUCCACCAUGGACGGCGUCAUCAACACGGUCUCCGCCAACACCCCCAUGGCGCCGUACCUGGCGUUGCUGAAGCCCAACGGGAAGAUGAUCCUCGUCGGCCUCCCGGAGAAUCCCCUGGAGGUCCCUCCCUUCUCUCUCGUCCACGGGAACAGGACUCUGGCAGGGAGCAACAUCGGCGGCAUGGCGGACACGCAGGAGAUGAUCGAGCUGGCGGCGAAGCACGGCGUGACGGCGGACAUCGAGGUGAUCGGCGCCGACGACGUGAACACGGCCAUGGAGCGCCUCGCCAAGGCGGAUGUCAGGUAUCGCUUCGUCAUCGACGUCGGGAACACCCUCCACGCCGCCGCCGCCGAGUGAUGGCAUCGCCUGCAAACUAUUCGUGUGGUCUGUAAUCUGUAUGAAAUUGUUCAUGGUACGUACACGAUAUAUAGAUUGUGGCGUGUCAUGGCGUAUAGGAAUGAACCCGAUCGAGGAAGCUAUUGUUGGUAGUCUGAUGCUAGUCAGCUCAGUGUUUGACUGUUUGCAUUUACGGAUUGAAAUUGAGCUUUGUGUGGCCUAAGUUUUAUUUUCUAAAGAUUUCAAGUGAAUUUCGUUUUAUUCGAA